AUGAAACGAACUUUGGUCAGAGCUCUGUGCAAAGUAAUUUUGCCGUGUAGCAAUAUUUCGAAAUUACAUAGUACACACUGCGAAAGAGUUGUCACUGUUAUGGUCAGUUGUGAUGAUACGGCGGUAUGUAUUCUGAACAGUGACAGGAAGAUUCUCAGUUCUCGUCGUUAUGCGAAUCGCGAAAUACAGAAAAGACUUGGAGGAAUUUGCCCAGCUGUGGCGGCUGACCAGCAUCGUUCAUACAUCGAUCUGUUUGUUGACGAAUGCUUAAAUGAAAGUCGUCUACGGCUUUGUAAUUUGGAUGGUGUAGCAGUAACAACAGAACCUGGAUUAAUCAUUUCUCUUCGAGUUGGAGCUGAAAAAGCUGUCUCUUUAGCGAGGAAAGGCUGCAUACCAAUUAUACCAGUUCAUCACAUGCAAGCUCACGCAACAGUUGCUACUUUGGUGAAACGAAUUGCUUAUCCUUAUGUCUCUAUUAUUAUUUCUGGUGGACAUUCAAUAAUAGCUGUAGCUAACGGACCGGAUGAAUUUGAAGUUCUACUGACCAGUACAUCUGGUAGCCCUGGAGAAUGCAUGGAUAAAAUUAGUCGAGCGCUUAAUUUUGAGGAACCGGAGCUACUUGGUUUACAUCCAGGAGCUGCCCUGGAAGUGAUGGCAUCAAGAUCAUCUAUGAAUGGCUGCAAACGGUAUUCAAUCGAUGUAGAUAGAUUUGCGAAAAUGGCUUUGCAUUUCAACUUUUCAUGGAUCAAAACCACAUACUUGAUUAUGAUUUCAAAGCAACAGAUUUUAAAUGUUCCUGAUUUCUGUGCAAGCGUUCAGCAUUCCAUCGCAAAAUACUUGGUCAGGAAACUAAAUUGCUGUUUGCAGUAUUUGAACGAUUCCGACAAGAUUCCGCCUCGUAAUCGGUUGGUUUUCGCUUCUGGUGGUGUUGCUUCGAACAAGUAUAUAUUAGCCAAACUUGAUGAUGCUUGCAAAUCUCUUGGUUAUAGUCUUUAUGCUCCUUCGAAGUUCUAUUGUUGCGACAAUGCAGAAAUGAUAGCGUGGAAUGGCAUACAAUUGCUAGCAAAGGGGCAAGUUAUUCAUAUUUUGUGAGCACCUUCCAUUAUAUCACCUGAAAAAAUACCUGCAAGUAUUUUUGUUUCAUCACGGUCUCCUGUUGGCGUCGAUAUUUCUCCACAUCUUCGGAAAUAUCUCGGCAUGCCUUGUGAAACAUCAGUGAAAACGGCUGAGAGGCAUAAUACUUCACUUAAGUCAUAA
This is a messenger RNA of Acanthocheilonema viteae, 1257 nucleotides long. The record is from the annotation of a GenBank genome assembly. NCBI's taxonomy places the organism in Eukaryota, Metazoa, Nematoda, Chromadorea, Rhabditida, Onchocercidae.